Neurospora tetraspora is the source of this 3429-nucleotide messenger RNA. RefSeq lists its product as uncharacterized. The record is from RefSeq and is a predicted model, not a curated record. The transcript is spliced from 2 exons. Gene Ontology annotation, cellular component: ESCRT-0 complex. Bases 1 to 3429 code for a protein of 1142 amino acids. Gene Ontology annotation, molecular function: protein binding. Gene Ontology annotation, biological process: protein transport to vacuole involved in ubiquitin-dependent protein catabolic process via the multivesicular body sorting pathway. NCBI's taxonomy places the organism in Eukaryota, Fungi, Ascomycota, Sordariomycetes, Sordariales, Sordariaceae.
AUGUCGUCGUUCAAGGUCAAGGCCAUCUUCGAGUACGCCUCGCCUCACGAGGACGAUCUCAACUUCCCCGCCGGCCAGAUCAUUACCGUCACCGACGAGGAGGACGCCGAUUGGUAUGGCGGAGAAUACGUCGACGAGGCCGGUGUCAAGCAAGAGGGCAUCUUCCCUCGCAACUUCGUCGAACGCUACGAACCCCAAGCUCCGCCCCGCCCAACAAGACCAACCCGUGCUGCCAAGACGGAGCCUGAGCCUGCUCCUGAACCAGUGCGCUCGCCAUCGCCUACUCCUGUUGCUUCCGCCGCUCCGCCUGUACCUGCACCAGCUGCCGAACCCCCGGCCCCCAAGCCCGCUCCGCCCGCGCAGGCAUCCGCCCCUCCGCCGCCAGUUCCGCAGGCAGUUCCGCAGCCUGCCGAAGCUCCGAGAGUGACGUCUCCGCCUCCCAAGCCCGCCCCUACACAGCAGCAGCAGCAAUCCAAGCCCAGCGGCCCUCCCCCCGUCGCAGAGAAGCCCUCGAGCUUCAAGGAUCGCCUUGCUCUCUUCAACAAAGCUGCGGCCCCUCCCCCUGCUCCCUUUAAGCCUACCGGUUUGAGCUCGGGCGCCAACUUCAUCAAGAAACCCUUUGUUGCGCCUCCUCCGAGCAGGAAUGCUUACAUUCCUCCUCCGCAGCAAGCUCCUGUUGCCAAGAUCUACCGCCGCGAUGAGGAUCCGGAGAUCAGGGAACAGGAGGCUCAAGCCCAGGAGAAUGCUGCCAAGGCAGGUCUCGUCCCUGCCACUGCCUCUGCCUCGAACGAGGGAGAAGGUGAGGAGGAUCAGCCGAAGCCGUUGAGCCUCAAGGAGCGUCUGGCCCUUCUGCAGAAGCAGCAGAUGGAGACGGCUGCUCGACAUGAGGCCAAGAAGGAAAAGCCCAAGAAGCCCGUCAAGAAGAAGGUUGAAACCCACGAAGCCGCCGAGGAGGGCGAACCUGCCGCGGUACCCCUCGAAAGACACGACACCGAAGAAACUGUAAGAAAGUCGGUGGAUGAGGCUCACCAACCACGCGUGCCAGCACCCAGGCGCAAGUCAAACUUUGGUGUUGAGCCCAAUGAUGGCAACGAGGCCGACAUGUCUGGCGCCGGUGAGACAACGGAAGGACAAGAGGAUAUGACCGAAAAGGAGGAGGUUGAAGAGCACAAGCAUGUUGCUACCGCCGCUAAGCAGGAAGAUCCCAAGCUUGAUCAGGAAGAGGACGAAGCAGAAGAGGAGGAGGAGGAGGAGGAAGAAGAGGAAGAGAUCGACCCUGAGGUCCGGCGUAGGGAGGAACUGCGUGCUAGAAUGGCCAAGAUGUCCGGCGGCAUGGGUUUGCCCGGAAUGCCUGGCAUCUCCCUUUUCGGCGGCCCGCCUCCUAUGCUGCCCAAGAAGAAGAAGCCGGUUCCUGAAAAGGUGGAGGAAUCUGAAGAGCAGCCCACGUCCCCGGUUCAGCGUGCGCCUCCCAUCCCGACCAUGAUGGCCCUCCCUGGUAUGUCCCGGGCACCGGAACCUGUGCGUUCCCCUGAAGUCGAGGAGCCUCGUUCGCCCUUGCAUGCGCCGCCGCCGCCCACUCGUCCUCCUCAGCAGGCCGAACCGGAGCAGCCAGUCUCCGAAGAGGAGGAGGAAGAGGAGGAGACUGAGGCCCCAACACCGUAUCAGGCACCACCUCCUGUGCCCGGUGGAAGACCAGCUCCACCCCCUGUUCCUACCGAGGCCCGUCCGCCUCCCCCGCCUCCGACUGCGUCGGCCACAUUCUCGCCCAGUGAAGGCUCUGCAUCAGAUGACGAGCUCUCGGAAAGACCCCAGGAGGAGUCUGAUACUCCGCGCGCUGCUGAGACGUCGCAUACAGCUCGGGCUCCGCCGCCCCUUCCGGCUCUUGCUCCGCCGACACCGCAGAUGCCUCCUCCGCCGGUAUCACCCCCGACCUCGCCAGGCGUUUCACAGGGCAGACGCCAGUCGUACUACGAGGCAUCGCCCCGAUCCCCUCCCCUCCCUCCUGCUUCACCGUCAGCCAGGCGUGAAAGUCGCGUGCCUCCUCCGAUUCCCGGUAUGGUCCCGGUGAACCGGGCUCCUCCCCCGCCUCCUCCCGCCGCGCCACCAAGGACACCGACCACGGAAUCUUUCCAUCAACGCCAGGCUUUGUCUCCUGGAAGGGCCAAUGACAAUGAAGAAGUGGAUGAAGAGAUUACCGAGUACGAAGGCGACUAUGAUACGGAUAUUGCGUCCUCUGUUCCCCAUAAGGAUGCGUUGAAGUCUCACCAACGGGAUGCGAGCUUUGACGGGCCCGUGUCGCCACGGUCACUCGUGAAUCGCCCACCUCCUCUUCCCCCGACAUCACCACCGAGAGCCGGCCCCCCUCCUGUCCCACUCAUGUCUCCAGUAGAGAGCCGCAAGUCUGUCGACGUGCCUCGUGCGGCACCUCCACCUCCUCCGACGCAAGAGAUGCCUAGAUACGAGGAAGGAGACUUCGACCCUUACAACUACUCAUCGCCGACUCACGGAACAUCGUCGAUACCGUCAUUCCCUUUGCCUACUUCUCCCCCGGCGCCUCCCGGUAGUGGCCGCCCAUCAACCCGGCAGUCCAUGGAUGCUGCGCGUUCCAAUAUCCGGCGGUCGGUAGAUGUGACGCGGCCAUCGAUGGAAUCAGGCUUCGUUGCUAACGACAUCGACCUGACCAGCCAGUCGACUUGGUGGCUACAGCCCAACAGCCUUCCUCCACCGCUUCACGGACGCAAAGAUAUCCUCUUUGAGUCCGAGGAGUCUACCGCGUCCGAUCCCCACUCCGGUAAGACUGUUGUCACCCGGGACAUCUACGUCUUGUUCCAGGACUACUCCCAGACCGUGAUCACCGUCCGCUUCAACCCUCAUGACCCGUCCGACGUCGAGCUUGAGCAGCGGCACGAACCCCCUCCCCGCACCCUGCGUCAAGACCAGCUUGAACAGAGUUACGAGCGCUUUGGACGCGCCAUCAGCGAGGCCGUGUCCGGCAAGAAGGACACCGUCGUCGGCGAUGGCACUCCUCAAGCGCUGAUCUACGAACUUCUCCGCCCCUUCAAGGACGCCCUCCUGCCCGUCGGCACGCGCGCUUACGGCGCCCUGGUGUACUCCAACCUGGCCAACGCGAGCACCACCCAGAACGACGAGAUCCGCCCCGGCGACAUCAUCUCCAUCAGAAACGCAAAGUUCCAGGGCAAGCACGGCGCCAUGCAUGCCAAGUAUAGCAUGGAGGUCGGCAAGCCGGACCACGUCGGUAUCGUGGCCGAGUGGGAUGGCACCAAGAAGAAGGUCAGGGCGUGGGAGCAAGGACGUGAGAGCAAGAAGGUCAAGGUCGAGAGCUUCAAGCUUGAUGAUUUGAGGAGUGGCGAGAUCAAGAUUUGGAGAGUCAUGCCCAGGAGCUGGGUCGGCUGGGAGGGAGGAAACUAG